GCGUAGUCACAGACGGCACACUGAGCCUACGGCGAGCGGCCGCGCGGCCAAGGAGGCUGGGCCGGGGAUGCCAGGGGGCCGGCGGGGGCGCAGGUGCUGAGGGCCAUGGCUGAGGCCGUCACCUACGCGGACCUGCGCUUUGUGAAGGCGCCGCUGCAGAAAAGCCUCUCGGGCCGGCUAGGGCCGGAGGCGGGGGCCUACGAGGACGGCGACGCGGACGGGGAGCUCACCUACGAGAACGUGCAAGUGCCCACAGCCCCAGGCGGGGCGGGCGGGGCUUCCUCGGGGCGAGGGGACCAAACAGCGGCCUGCUCCUCGCCUGCCUCCUGCUGGGGGUGGCCACCGUGUGCCUGGGAGUGCGCUAUCUGCAGGUUUCUCAGCAGCUCCAGCGCACGAACAGGGUUCUGGAAGCCACGAACAGCAGCCUGUGGCAGCAGCUCCGCCAGAAAGUGUCUCAGCUGGGGCAGAAGGAAGGGGACCUGCAGGAGUCCAGGGAAGAGCUGGCUCGGAGUCAGGACGCGCACCGGGAGGAGCAGCGGGCGCACCAGGCUGCCAAGGAGCAGCUACACACCUGCCAGCUGGACGGGGAGAAGACCAAGGACACCCUGCAAAGGCAGGAGGAGCAGAGGGAGGCCUUGGAGCGCAGACUGGGCGCCGUGCGGGACACACUGAAGCCCUUCUUCAAGUGCCCCUCGGAAGAUGCCUGCUGUCUGAUGGGGUGGACGCUGCACCAGAAACGCUGCUUUUACUUCUCGCCUACUGAGAAGACCUGGGAGGGGAGCAGAAAUCACUGCACAUCUCUGUCCUCCAAGCUGGCCACCUUCAGUCAGACUUCUCAGUAUUACAGCCGUACAGACAAGUGCCAGCCCUGCUGGUGGAAGAGACUGGCUCCUUGGGACCACAACAGUCCACAGAAUGACUCCCCUCCAGGGAUGGCAGAAAUUCUUACCCAUCAGUAUCUCCCCAGAAGCCUCAGUGAAUUGUUGUCAGGCGGUGGCUCCGACUCAUAUUGGGUUGGCUCCAGCUCUCAUAGGGUGUCGAGGAGGACUUGGUCGACUGAUGAUUCAUCCUCUUGGUAUUAUUAUCAAUUCCCAAACUGUGCCAAGGUACAAAAAGAUUGGUCAUACUGGAAGUCAGAGAAAUGUACAGAUUCUCUUCGGUACAUCUGUGAACUAGAAGCUUUCAAGUUUCCAGACAGGGACCACUCUUUGCAUUGAGCUGGAACUCAUGCCGAGCUUGUGGCUGUCACCCCUACCUGUGGCGCAUUACUCCUAGCGUCAUCGUUCCCAGCCUCCCUUCGUUCUAGGCAGUGCCCAGCCAAGCGCUGAUCUACCCCAACAUGUCUAGCCAGCCUGCAGCCUGCUUGAAACCCUGUCUCGGAACCCAGACUGUUCCUGGGAAGAGGGUGAAGAAGUCUCUGGGAAAGACUCUGGCCUCCCUCAGGAACCUCCUAUAGUGGAAGUGGGUGGGGAGGAGGGUGCACGGGCUGAGUAGACGGGGCGGCCCGGAGCCAGCCAGGCAGUUUUAUUGAAAUAUCUUUAAAUAA
This is a messenger RNA of Chinchilla lanigera (long-tailed chinchilla), 1546 nucleotides long. It is a transcript of the gene Cd72, whose product is annotated as CD72 molecule. Gene Ontology annotation, cellular component: plasma membrane. Lineage: Eukaryota; Metazoa; Chordata; Mammalia; Rodentia; Chinchillidae. The record is from RefSeq and is a predicted model, not a curated record. Gene Ontology annotation, molecular function: transmembrane signaling receptor activity.